Eriocheir sinensis (Chinese mitten crab) is the source of this 2834-nucleotide messenger RNA. RefSeq names its product homeobox protein unc-4 homolog. The transcript is spliced from 3 exons. The coding region runs from base 812 to 2110 and encodes 432 amino acids. Gene Ontology annotation, molecular function: sequence-specific double-stranded DNA binding; DNA-binding transcription factor activity, RNA polymerase II-specific. The record is from RefSeq and is a predicted model, not a curated record. NCBI's taxonomy places the organism in Eukaryota, Metazoa, Arthropoda, Malacostraca, Decapoda, Varunidae. Gene Ontology annotation, biological process: regulation of DNA-templated transcription.
AUAUUUCACUCCCGCAUGAUCCCUGUCGGCGGCGGCGGCUCCAGCACACAGCCCGCGCCCGCCCGCCCGCGCCCGCCACGCCACGCUCAGAGUUAUGACCGCAGCGCCCACGCCUCCUCCUCCUCCUCCUCCUGUCCCUCCUCCUCCGGGUCCCUCCUCCUCCUCCUCCUCCUCCUCCCGCCGCUGCUGCUCCGCCACAUGUUAGCGGGUGUUUAGUGGAUCCCGACGGCGGCUCGCACACGACGACCCGCGCCCCGACACCGCUCCCUAACUCACGCCGCGCCGCCCUCUUGACGCGUGGGUGCCUGUGCGUGCGUGCGUGUGCGUGCGUGUGCGUGCCGGAACUCACGCCCCGCCAGCCGCGGCGCCCACACCCGGCCCGUGGCGGCGAGAGACCUCAACAGAUCCGUGUGUCGGGCAGGCAGUGGUGGUGGUGUGGUGGUGGUGGUGGUGGUGAGGGUGGUGGAGUGACAGCCAGCGGGACCAGGCGGUGUCAGCCUCGCGUCACUCGCCGUCAGCGGGAAUCAGAGUCAUCCCCGUCACGUCAGCAGUCUUCGGCGUCAGCACCGUCAGUCAUCGUCCUCCUCGUCAGCAAAUCAACACGGGAAUCAGACUGACUCAUCCUCGUCACGUCAGCAGUCUUCGGCGUCAGCACCGUCAGUCACACUCCUCGUCAGCAAGUCAGCACCCAAAGCCUCGCCCUCAGCACACAUCAGCAGCGUCAGCACACGUCAGCUCUUCACCUUCGUCUUCGUCAGCCACGGACGCCGCCUCGGGGGACGUGGGCGGCGCGGGUGCGGGCGUGGGCGGUAUGGGCGAGCCGCGGGGGGUGCGGGGUGACCUCCACCUGGGGCUGGGCUACCUGCACCCCGUCCACGUGUUGUCCCAGCUGGCCCGCCCCGUGCCGCUGCCCAUGGGGGUGCCGCCCUUCACCCUCGCCCCCCCGAUGCCCCACGCCCUCAAGGUGAUGGGCGGGGGCAUGGGCGUGUACCCCUGGGGCUUCAACCUCCAGAGCCCGAUGCUGGGGUCUCUACGGGGCGGCCAGGGCUUCGGCAGGAGUCUGGGCUCGCCGGAGAGGCUGACGGAGGCGCGGCAGGAGGACGGGAAGGACUGCGAGGACGGCAGCCUAGACGGCGACGCGGCGGCCAAGCGGCGACGCUCGCGGACCAACUUCAACUCGUGGCAGCUGGAGGAGAUGGAGCGCGCCUUCGAGGGCUCGCACUACCCCGACGUGUUCAUGCGGGAGGCGCUGGCCAUGCGUCUGGGCCUCACCGAGAGUAGAGUCGCCGUGUGGUUCCAGAACCGGCGCGCCAAGUGGCGCAAGAAGGAGCAUACCCGCAAGGGCCCGGGCCGCCCCGCGCACAACGCCCACCCGCAGUCCUGCUCGGGCGAGCCCAUCCCGCCGGACGAGCUGGAGCGGCGGGAGCGGGUGCGGCACGAAAAGAAGAUGAUGAAGCAGCUGGAGCGGCAGCAGCGCAAGCUUGCCCUGAAGGGCGUGCACGUGAGCCUGGAGCAGCUGCGGCGGGAGUACGAGAAUCAGCACAAGUCGGAGCCGGAGAUCGACGUGGUGGGCGAGGCGGGCGGCGACCAGCACCAGCACCAGCAGCACCAACAGCACCAGCACCAGCACCAGUCUCAGCGCCAGCCGCCGCAAUCCGCGCCGCCCCGCGAGACCACCGUCAAGCGGCCGCCAACAUUCUCCAUCGAGAGCAUCCUGGCGCCCACGCGGCCUGAGGAGCGCGGCCCCCCGUCCCCCGGCACGCUACUGCGGGGCGCGCCCACGCCGCCCCCCACGCCCCAGGACGCGCGGCACGCUCUGCAGCACCUGGGGCCCGCCAAGCACGAGGCGCUGGACGACUCCUCGGAGUGCGACGCGUCGGAGGCGUCAGGCGAGUCCUUCGACGUCUACGGGGCGGGCGGGCGGCGGGGCGAGGGGUCGCGGGGCGCCGCCGCCGCCCUGCGUGUGCUGGACGCCCGCGCCGCCGCCAUGGCAGCGCUGGACGCCGCCGAGUCCUCGGACGACUCCGCCAGCCUGGGCCGCGGCGAGGCGCGGGGCGGCGGCGCGGCGGACGGCGGCCUGCCGGGGGUCGCGGCGCGCCACGCCUGCUGAGGCACCACUAGUCACCCGCGGCGCCCACGAUCCCUGGGUGUCGGGCGUCGGCGGCUCCGGGGGCUGCGGCACGCCCUGGAGACCCUCCUGCCCCUGCCCCUGCCCCGCCCUCCCUCGGCCUGCCCCUGCCCCGCCCCCCCUCGGCUUGCCCCGCACGCCGGGAAUAUUUCAUGGCGGCGCCGCCAUCACGCCGCCCCGAGCACACAGACCCUGUGUUCAGCCCAAAGCGUGGCGCCGCGGUCGCCGCCACGCCCCCCACGCCCUUACACGCCCCACGCCCGCCGCGGAGGCGCCACCCACCAGUCUGGCGCCCGCCGGGGGGGCGGGGGCAGGAAAUAGGAGGGGCGGAGGCGGCAGCGGCGGCGGGGGUGCCGCGCCUCCUGUGUGUGUGUGUGUGUGUGUGUGUGUGUGUGUGUGUGGCUUCCUUCACGCGGCACAGCCUCGGCCACAAUGCUCCUGACGCUCCGUCGCCGCCGCCCGACAACACAUGGCGACCAUUUUUAUGUACACACACACACACACACACACACACACAGACACACACAUGCACACACACACCGUGCCGGCGUCAACGUCGCGGGGAGCGGCUCGUCUUGCUGUUUGUUGUCUGUUGUUGUUGUUGUUGUUGUUGUUGAUGGUACACAAGGAAGCGAUUUGUAUAACCUUUUUUCCCCUAAUUCGUAAUUUCUAAUUCUUCGACAUCAAUAAUAAUAAUAAACACUUU